Messenger RNA from Durio zibethinus, 3616 nucleotides. It is a transcript of the gene TOR1, whose product is annotated as ARM repeat superfamily protein. The record is from RefSeq and is a predicted model, not a curated record. NCBI's taxonomy places the organism in Eukaryota, Viridiplantae, Streptophyta, Magnoliopsida, Malvales, Malvaceae. Gene Ontology annotation, biological process: multicellular organism development; unidimensional cell growth; circumnutation. Gene Ontology annotation, cellular component: cortical microtubule, transverse to long axis. Gene Ontology annotation, molecular function: microtubule binding.
AAGAAAAGACAGUUUUUGAUUUAAAAAAGAAAAUCAAAAUCUCCUCUUUUUUCCCUUCAUUCGCUGCAGAUCUCAGCUUUCUCUCUCCCUUAACUCUUACGCCAUCUCUUUAGUCUUUUCUCAAGACUCUUCUCUUUGAACGCUCAAAUCAUUUUCUUCAUCAUUGUUUCUUUCAAUGUAUGCAAAAUCCCAUUCUUUUUUUUUUUCUUUUCACUUCUUAUGAAAAUUUCAUUUCCUCAAAAAUCCAAUUUUUUUCUUCAUUUCAGCCUCAAAAAUCCCAAUUUCCUCUUUAGAGAUUCUCACAUUUUCUCCCAUUGAACUCCAAAAAUCUCCUCCAUCAUCGACUUCCCUUUCAAUGUAUAAAAAACCCUUAUUUUUGUCAGUAGAAAACUGUCCCAUUUCCUCAAAAUCCCAUCUUUUUUCUCUUCGUUUAAAUCUGUAAAAUCCCAUUUCCUCAAAAUCUCAUCUUUCUUUUUUUUUUUUCGCCCCCCUUUGUUUCAAUCUCUGAAAUCCCAUUGUUUUUUACUUAUUCUUUUGACAAUGAGUAAUUCCCAAGCACCCAAAUCAACAAAACCAUCAAAGGCUUCGACUUUACCUGCUUCCAAUCCUCCAAAACCCUCUUCACUUUCUUCUCACCUUGCAAUGGUAGAGCUAAAGCAAAGGAUUUUAACCUCACUUUCCAAGCUUUCUGACCGUGACACUUACCAAAUUGCCGUUGAAGAUCUUGAAAAGAUCAUCCAAUCUCUUUCCCCUGACUCGCUUCCCAUGAUACUCAAUUGCCUUUUUGAUUCUUCCAAUGAUCCAAAACCAGCUGUAAAGAAAGAAUCUUUGAGGUUGCUUUCAAUGCUAUGUAAUUGCCAUGGUGAAUUGGCAGCUUCUCAUUUGACUAAAAUCAUUGCCCACAUUGUUAAAAGGUUGAAAGAUGCUGAUUCGGCGGUGAAAGAUGCUUGCCGCGAUUCCAUUGGGGCCCUUUCAGGGCAGUACUUGAAAGGGGAGAGUGGAGGGACUGUGGUGGGAUUGUUUGUAAAGCCAUUGUUUGAAGCAAUGGGGGAACAAAACAAGGGGGUGCAAUCUGGUGCAGCAAUGUGUAUAGCUAAGAUGGUGGAAUGUGCAGCUGAUCCUCCUUUGGGUGCUUUUCAAAAGCUGUGUCCAAGGAUCUGCAAGCUGUUGAAUAAUCAAAAUUUUAUGGCCAAGGCUUCUCUUUUGCUGGUAGUGGCGAGUUUGUCACAGGUGGGAGCAAUUGCACCUCAGAGCUUGGAAGCUUUACUGCAAAGCAUCCAUGAAUGCCUUGGGAGCACAGAUUGGGUGACACGGAAGGCAGCUUCUGAUACUUUAAGUGCCUUGGCACUUCAUUCAAGCAACCUGAUUGCAGAUGCAGCAGCUUCGACGAUAACUGUACUGGAGGGUUGCCGCUUUGACAGGAUGAAACCUGUGAGAGAUAGCAAGACAGAAGCAUUGCAAUUGUGGAAGAAGAUUGCAGGGAAAGGGGAAGAUGGAGCUGCAGAUGACCAGAAAGCCUUGUCUCAUGACGGUGACAACCCUGAAUCAGCUGAAUCAUUGGAAAAAAAUGGCUUGAAAAAUCCAAAUGCUGGUGAUAAGAAAACAAAUCCAUCAGCAAAGGAUUCAUCUAAUAAUCUAUCCCCUACUUCAGAUUCUGUUUCCAAAGGCAAAGGUGGAAGCAUUCCUGACAAAGCUGUUGUAAUUUUAAAGAAGAAAGCACCAGCAUUAACGGAUAAAGAGUUGAAUCCUGAAUUUUUCCAGAAACUUGAAACAAGGGGUUCUGGUGAUUUGCCAGUUGAAGUAGUUGUUCCUCGUAGAUAUCUUAAUUCUUCAAACUCAAAGAAUGAGGGAGAAUCAGACCAAAAUGAUCCAGACUCAAGGAGAAGGUCGAAUUGCAUGGGAAACAGCCAGGCAGAUGAUUUUCAUGCAUCUUCAAGCAGCAAAAACUGUAAAAUAGAGAGAGGAGCUGCUGGUGUACAGGAUAAAUGGCCUGAAGAGAAGAUAACUGGAAAAGACCUAAGAACAAGGGCAUUUGAUGUUGAUGACAGGAUAGAUGUAAAUCAAAGGGAGCCAACUGGAAAUCGUUUGGGUUUCUUGAAGGUGGAUGGACUAUCUGAAGGAUCCUUUAUCAGCAACAAAGGAAAUUGGUUGGCUAUCCAGAGGCAGUUAUUGCAGCUGGAGAGACAACAAGCACAUCUCAUGAACAUGUUGCAGGAUUUUAUGGGUGGUUCUCAUGAUAGCAUGAUAACUUUGGAGAACAGAGUUAGGGGUCUUGAGAGAAUUGUUGAAGACAUGGCUAGGAAUUUAUCAAUAUCAUCAGGCAGGAGAGGUGGUAAUUUUAUGGCGGGGUUUGAAGGAUCUUCUAAUAGACCUUUAGGGAAGUAUAAUGGCUUCUCUGACUAUAGUUCCAAGUUCAGUGGGCGAAUUCCAUUUGGAGAAAGAUUUGCCCAAUCUGAUGGAAUUGCUCCAGGUGUGAGGGGAAGGGUACCUUCUUGGAGAUCUGAAAUGUCUGAUGAUUGGGAUUUCCCUGCAUCUGGUGCUUCCAGAAAUGGGCAAGUUGCAUCUAGAAGAGCUCCAGCUAGUGGCAGCCUGGAUGGUAGAUCACCUAAAUCAGAACAUGAGAGUGAUCAGGUUGGUGGCAGGAGAGCUUGGGAUAAGGGUCCCGUGCCUGUGAGGCUUGGUGAAGGGCCUUCUGCUAGAAGUGUAUGGCAAGCAUCAAAGGAUGAAGCUACCUUGGAAGCGAUUCGUGUAGCUGGGGAGGAUAGUGGAGCAUCCCGAACAGGACGUGUUCCUGAAUUGACCGCUGAAGCUGUUGGAGAUGAUAAUGUUGGAGCAGAGCGAGAUCCAGUCUGGACUUCUUGGAGUAACGCAAUGCAUGCUCUUCAAGUAGGUGAUAUGGAUUCUGCGUAUGCAGAAGUUCUGUCUACAGGGGAUGAUCUCUUGCUUAUAAAGCUAAUGGAUAGAUCAGGCCCUAUGGUUGACCAACUAUCAAAUGAGAUAGCAAAUGAGGCCUUGUAUGCUAUUGUGCAAUUUCUUCUGGAGCAAGAUUUGUUUGAUAUCUGUCUAUCCUGGAUUCAACAGCUGGUCGAAGUGGUGUUAGAAAAUGGACCCGCCAUGGGUAUUCCCAUGGAGUUGAAGAAAGAGCUUUUGUUGAAUUUGCAUGAGGCGGCUUCCACAAUGGAUCCACCAGAGGAUUGGGAAGGUGCGGCGCCUGACCAACUUCUAUUGCAGUUGGCAUCGGCCUGGGGAAUUGAGCUGCAACAGUUUGAUAAGUAAUGUACUGGUUUUGGAAUCGUGUGUUGUGCAUGCAAACUUCUUGAUUAGGUUGCUGUUUUCACUACAUUCAUUUUACAUGUAAGUAAAUGGUAAGUGAAUGAAAAAAAAAAGUUGUAAAAAUUUCUAUCAUGGCAUUGGGCUUUAAACUAUUGAUUGAUACAAAGCUGGCAUAGGUUACUUAUACAUUUUUGUAUGUCAUGGCAAGAUAGUGGCCUCUCAUGUAAAUGUAGUCAUGAGUGAUAUACCUUUUAGCCAAUAGAUUUGUCAUGAAGAGAUUAUGUAAAGUGUAAUAUUGCAGUCUUUUACUUAAAAACUUGCAAAAAGCACUUGUCUUCCAAUU